This is a messenger RNA of Rotaria sp. Silwood2, 2703 nucleotides long. Lineage: Eukaryota; Metazoa; Rotifera; Eurotatoria; Philodinida; Philodinidae. The record is from the annotation of a GenBank genome assembly.
AUGUCUGCUACUCGUCCUCCUCAUCUUCCAAAUCAUAAAUCAGCAAAACCUUCGCUCUAUGGAGGAGGUCAACGCAAGCACAAUUAUCUUAAUAAAUUUCAAGCUGGUACUACAACUACAUGGUCCGGUUAUACGAAUUUUACUGGAAAACCUUUAUUCAAGUCAAAUCAACAUACUCAUCAUCAUCAUUCAAAAAACUCAAUUAAUGUUCAAUCAAAAUUAAAUAUUUCACAUGCAUUGAAAGAUAAAAAUACAUCAUCACCAUAUAUGAAUCUUAUGUCUAUUAAUCCGAAUGAUAUUUUAUUUCGACAACCACCACGAAAAAAUACUGUUUCAAUGCAGCAAGCACAACAAAUGUAUCAACAUCAUCAACAACAAAUGUCAAUAAACAUUAAUCCUGAUCAAUAUUAUAAAAACGCGAUGAUCCAUCAAUAUCAAUCUCGAUCUCAAUCAAAUCAUCAAUCUCGUUCUCGUUCUCGUUCUCGAUCAAAUCAUCAAUCUCGUUCUCGAUCUCGAUCAAAUCAUCUUCAUCAAAAAAACAAACCAUAUGUUACUCAUCAAACACAUUAUAACAAUAGACGUUCUCAAGAUUCUCAAAAAAAGACUCAUUCUCGUUCUCGUUCUCGAUCCCCUUCAUAUAACAGAAAACUCAUACAUGGAAUUAUCUUAUCUGAUUCAAUGGCAUCAAAAUGUCGAAUGUUCAAAGUUAAUAUAUCUAAUCUAAUGAAUGUCGAAUUAAUUGCUAAAUCAGGAUGCAAUUGUGAACGAAUGGCAGAUUGGAUGGCAUCAGUUGAAGGAAAAAAUAAAUUAAAUAAUACUUCUGUGGUUCUUUUCUCUUUAGGAACAAAUGAUAUAGCACAACUUGGUGUUGAUCUUACAUUAAAACGUUGUGAAUGGCUUGUUGAAUACACACGUCAAACUUUUCCCGGCAUUAAAACAAUCGGAUGGAUGAAAUUAUCACCACGUUGGAAGCUUUCAAGAUUAUUUUCUGGAUAUGAAAUUGCAAAACUUCAUCGUAAAUUUAAUGAUCAUUUAUAUGUAUUAUCCAAAAAAAUAAAUAUUGAUGUCGUUGAUGCACAAUUACAAAUAGAUGAUAUAAGAAUAGAAGAUGGUUUACAUCCAACAUUAUCAUCUGGUCGACAAAAAAUUGAAAAUGCACAACGACAAUGGUUUGCUCAGCAAGCAAUGCAUCUAUCCAAAACAACUGUACAACAACAACAUAAUAAUAGAAGAAUAAUAAUAACAACAACAAUGAACAACAACAAUUUAACCAAUUCAUCAUCAUCACAACAACAACAGCAAGCUAAAACAACUACCGGGCAAGUACAGCUUAAUUCUACACAACCCUUUAUAGUAAACUAUACAAAAAAUAUAGCAAAGCAUAGAACGAGUGAGAAAUAUUUCCAUCAUCCAUGUUUACCAAGUCGACAAUUAAUCAAAUUCUAUCCACAUAAACUUAAACAUCCAAAUCAACUAUUUCGUGAAAGCACACCACCAGAAAAUAUCGAUAAAGAAAAAGUUUUUCUUAUUGCAAAUCUAUAUUAUCAAUAUCGACAUUUCGAAGAUGAGGCUAAAAAAUGGCGAGAAUAUGAAACCGUAGCUUCUCGUAAAGAAGCACAACAGAAACGAACGAUCCAUUUCUAUCAUAGUGAUUAUGAGAGAGAAAAUAACUUGACCACCAACAACAACAACACUAUAGAUCGAGAAAUUCCAAAAGUUCGCACAGGUCCUACUUCACCAAGAUGGUCAGGAAAUGAAACAUUCGACAGUGAAAUCAAUGAUGAAAACAAAGAGAAAGAAAGUAAAAAACGGAAAUUAAGUGAUACAUCAUUAUCACCGAUUGGCUUGAAUAUUCGAACAAGAGAAGAUACGAGUAAAAUACAAAUGGAUGAAGAUGAGCAGGAACAAGUGAUCGAACAUUACGAUCCUUUAACACAGUCAACACCAACUGGACAUAAUCUGAAUCAAUCACCAAAUUUAGCAGUAUACACACAACGUGUAAUACGUCGACCAUUGACAAACAUAGAAAUUGAGUCUACAUCUGUAAUUUCAAAAGACACAUAUAUAGAACAACUGCACGUAUUUGAUUUUCCUAUUAUACCAUUUGAAUGUAAAUACAUUCUUGGUAAUAGUUGUAAUGCAGAAUCUAUAAAGAAACAUCGCAUCUUUCUUGAGAAAAAGACAGAACAAAUGAAAAUACAAUUAAACAACGAAAUGAAAGCACUAUCCAUUGAUCAAGCAGGAAUACUCAAACAAUAUAUUACGGACAGUAUUGAUCCGAUUGUAGAUAAAUUCAAACAAUCGAGUCGAAAACGUCUCGAGAAUUUGAUUCUAGAUCAAAUGAAAGAAAAAGCGAUACGACAAAUAAAAGAUAAAUGUGAAAUAGAUGAACUUGAAAAAAUAAAAAGAUUAGAAGAACAAUAUGUACUAAUGUUGAAUCUACGAUUUCAAUUGAGAAAAUUAGAGAAACGGUUAAAUCUGAAUAUGCCACCUCCUUAUUUGAAUGCUAUAGAUAAAAUACAAUUACAUAGUAAAGAACUAGACAAUAAUGAGAUUGAACAAUUCACAGAACAAUGGAAUAAUAUAAUUCGACAUGCAAAGAAAGAUUUUACAUCUAUUAUGAUAAUGACAAAAACAACUGAAAUUGAAAAGAUUGAGAAAAAAUAUCAUGAAUCACUACAAAAACUACCAGAAUAUAUUUGA